This is a messenger RNA of Ochotona princeps (American pika), 1156 nucleotides long. It is a transcript of the gene TMEM120A, whose product is annotated as transmembrane protein 120A. The transcript has 12 exons. Gene Ontology annotation, biological process: fat cell differentiation. Gene Ontology annotation, cellular component: membrane. NCBI's taxonomy places the organism in Eukaryota, Metazoa, Chordata, Mammalia, Lagomorpha, Ochotonidae. The coding region runs from base 116 to 1147 and encodes 343 amino acids. The record is from RefSeq and is a predicted model, not a curated record.
GGCGGCCGGGCGCGGGCCCGGAAGCGGGCGGCGGCGGAGGCGCCUCGGGCCGGCCGGGCUAGCGGUGUCCUCCGUCCUCCUCGCUCGGGCCCCACGGCCAGGUGCUGCGGCAGCCAUGCACCCGCCGCCCCCGGGCCCGCUGGGCGACUGCCUGCGGGACUGGGAGGAGCUGCAGCAGGACUUCCAGAGCAUCCAGGAGACGCACCGGCUCUACCGCCUGAAGCUCGAGGAGCUCAGCAAGCUACAGGCUGCCUGCACCAGCUCCAUCUCCCGGCAGAAGAAGCGGCUGCAGCAGCUGAGCCUCGUCCUGAAGAAAUGCAAACCCUCCCUCCCAUCAGAGGCCGCACAGGCCGCGCAUGAGCUCGAGAGCCAGCUGAAAGAGCGCCAGGGCCUCUUCUUCGAUAUGGAGGCCUACCUGCCCAAGAAGAACGGGUUGUACCUGAGCCUGGUCCUGGGGAAUGUGAACGUGACCCUCCUGAGCAAGCAGGCUAAAUUUGCCUACAAAGAUGAGUAUGAGAAGUUCAAGCUCUACCUCACCAUCAUCCUCAUCCUCAUCUCCUUCACCUGCCGUUUCCUGUUCAACUCCAGGGUGACCGACGCGGCCUUCAACUUCCUGCUGGUCUGGUACUACUGCACGCUCACCAUCCGCGAGAACAUCCUCAUCAGCAACGGCUCGCGGAUCAAGGGCUGGUGGGUCUUCCAUCACUAUGUGUCCACCUUCCUGUCGGGAGUCAUGCUCACAUGGCCUGAUGGCCUCAUGUACCAGAAGUUUCGGAAUCAGUUUCUGUCCUUCUCCAUGUACCAGAGUUUCGUGCAGUUCCUGCAGUACUACUACCAGAGCGGCUGCCUGUACCGCCUGCGGGCACUGGGCGAGAGGCACACGAUGGACCUGACCGUGGAGGGCUUCCAGUCCUGGAUGUGGCGUGGCCUCACCUUCCUGCUGCCUUUCCUUUUCUUCGGACACUUCUGGCAGCUCUUCAACGCGCUGACCUUGUUCCAGCUGGCCCAGGACCCUCAGUGCAAGGAGUGGCAGGUGCUCAUGUGUGGCUUCCCCUUCCUCCUCCUCUUCCUCGGCAACUUCUUCACCACCCUGCGGGUUGUACACCAGAAGUUCCACAGCCAGCGUCGGGGAAGCAAGCGGGACUGACGCAGGGUC